Apodemus sylvaticus (European woodmouse) is the source of this 5647-nucleotide messenger RNA. RefSeq names its product RAS p21 protein activator 2 (gene Rasa2). Bases 93 to 2636 code for a protein of 847 amino acids. NCBI's taxonomy places the organism in Eukaryota, Metazoa, Chordata, Mammalia, Rodentia, Muridae. Gene Ontology annotation, molecular function: phospholipid binding; GTPase activator activity. The transcript is spliced from 24 exons. Gene Ontology annotation, biological process: regulation of GTPase activity; intracellular signal transduction; negative regulation of Ras protein signal transduction. The record is from RefSeq and is a predicted model, not a curated record.
ACGGCGAGGCUCGCUCCGGCCUAGGCCUCGCUCCGGCUCCGCCUUGCCCGGCUACGCAGGCGGUAGGGCUGCGGUAGGGGCCGGGCGGCACCAUGGCGGCGGCAGCGCCUGCUGCGGCGGCUUCUUCCGAAGCGCCGGCCGUCACGGGUACCGCAGAACCCGAGACGGGGGACGAGGACAGUCGUGAGGUCCGAGUGCUGCAGAGUCUGCGCGGCAGAAUCUAUAAAGCAAAAAAUUUAUUGCCAUAUCUUGGACCCAACAAAAUGCGAGAUUGCUUCUGCACUAUAAAUUUGGACCAAGAAGAAGUUUAUCGCACCCAGGUUGUUGAAAAGUCUUUAAGUCCAUAUUUCAGUGAAGAAUUUUAUUUUGAGAUUCCAAGAACUUUCCAGUAUUUGUCUUUUUAUGUUUAUGAUAAGAAUGUUUUACAAAGAGAUCUUCGUAUAGGAAAAGUAGCCAUUAAAAAAGAAGACUUGUGCAGUCAUAGUGGUAAAGAAACUUGGUUUUCACUGCAGCCUAUUGACUCAAAUUCAGAAGUUCAGGGAAAAGUUCACCUUGAGUUAAAAUUGAAUGAAUUGAUAACAGAGAAUGGAACUGUGUGCCAGCAGCUUGUUGUACACAUCAAGGCAUGCCAUGGGCUGCCGCUCAUAAAUGGACAAAGCUGUGAUCCUUACGCAACAGUCUCCCUCGUGGGCCCGUCUAGGAAUGACCAAAGGAAGACAAAAGUAAAGAAGAGAACAAGCAAUCCGCACUUCAAUGAAGUCUUCUAUUUUGAGGUAACCAGAUCCAGCAGUUACACCAGGAAGUCCCAGUUUCAGGUGGAAGAGGAGGACAUUGAGAAGCUGGAGGUCAGGAUUGACUUGUGGAAUAAUGAAAACCUAGUCCAAGAUGUUUUCUUGGGAGAGAUUAAGGUUCCUGUCAAUGUGUUAAGAAAUAAUUCCUCUCAUCAAGCCUGGUACCUGCUACAACCAAGAGACAAUGGAAACAAGCCAUCUAAGACUGAUGACCUGGGGUCGCUUCUAUUGACUCUGUGUUAUACAGAAGACUAUGUGCUUCCCUCAGAGUACUAUGGACCGUUGAAAACUUUGCUGCUAAAAUCACCAGAUGUUCAGCCAGUAUCCGCCUCAGCUGCUUAUAUUUUGGGUGAAAUAUGUCAAGAUCAAAAGGAUGCUGUCUUGCCCCUUGUCCGACUGUUGCUGCAUCACAGUAAACUUGUUCCUUUCAUCACUGCGGUGGCCGAACUGGACUUGAAGGAUACUCAAGAUGCCACGGCAGUAUUUAGAGGAGACUCCCUGGCUACCCGGUGUCUGACUGAGAUGAUAAAGAUAGUGGGAGGGCACUACCUGAAAGUCACACUGAAGCCCGUUCUAGAUGAGAUAUGUGAAUCCUCGAAAUCCUGUGAAAUAGAUCCUCUUAAGUUGAAAGAGGGAGAUAAUGUAGAGAAUAAUAAGGAGAAUCUGUACUACUAUGUGGACAAAGUAUUCAAUACGAUUGUAGGAUCAAGUGUGAGCUGCCCCACUGUGAUGUGUGAUAUUUUUUACUCUCUGAGGCAAAUGGCUGCUAAGAAAUUUCCUAAUAGCCCUCACGUCCAGUACUCUGCCGUGAGCAGCUUUGUCUUCCUCCGUUUCUUUGCUGUAGCGAUACUCUCGCCUCAUGCUUUUCAUUUGCGACCUCAUUAUCCAGACACACAGACAGUUAGGACAUUAACUCUCAUCUCAAACACCAUUCAGAUUAUUGGAAACUGGGGAUGUCAGUCCAGAAGGAAGUCACGGUUCAAAAAGUCAGUCAUGUGUGAAUUUCUCAAAAUGUUUCAAGAAGAAAAAUAUUAUACAGAGGUGAAAAAGUUCUUGGAUGAAAUUUCAUCUACGGAAACUAAAGAGUCCAGUGGCACGAGGGAGCCUGUGCACCUGAAAGAAGGUGAAAUGUAUAAAAGAGCUCAAGGAAGAACCCGCAUUGGAAAAAAGAACUUCAAGAAACGAUGGUUCUGCUUGACGAGCAAAGAGCUCACCUACCACAAACAGCAAGGCAAAGAUGCAAUUUACACUAUUCCAGUAAAAAACAUUCUUGCUGUGGAAAAACUGGAAGAAAGCUCUUUCAACAAGAAAAAUAUGUUCCAAGUGAUCCAUGCAGAGAAAACGCUGUACAUCCAAGCAAGCAACUGUGUGGAGGCCAAUGAGUGGAUAGAUGUCCUGUGCAGGCUGAGCAGGUGCAACCACAACAGGCUCAGCUCCUUCCAUCCCUCAGCGUAUCUCAAUGGACACUGGCUCUGCUGCCAGGAGACGAGUGAAAGUACACCAGGCUGCAAGCCAUGCACUGCAGGCAUCCCUGCAGACAUCCAGAUAGAUAUCGAUGAAGACAGAGAAACAGAAAGAAUUUAUUCCAUUUUCACCCUCAGUUUACUUAAGCUGCAGAAAAUGGAAGAGGCUUGUGGGACUAUAGCUGUGUAUCAGGGGCCACAGAAAGAACCUGGUUAUUCUGAGUUCACCAUUGAGGAUUCUGUCGCAACCUUUAAGACAAUUCAGCAAAUAAAAGGCACCAUAGAGAAGCUAGCCGAGCCUCAUGAGAAGUACAGAAAGAAGAGGUCAAGCAGUGCCAAGUACGGCAGCAAGGAAAAUCCAAUUGUUGGGAAAAUGUCAUAGUUUGACCAACUGAUGGAGAACUAGAAACUACUCUUCCACGGAGUUUUUCACUUCGCCUCAUUUUGUUCAUAGUAUGUAAGAACGUUCAUUGGCUUUGAUGACACCUGCUCUCAUGAUGUAUUUAAUAUUUAAUGAUUGAAAUUAACUCUUUGAGGAUCCAAACAGUUAAUUACUAAAGAAUUUGAAACCCAAGAUUCCCCUCAGAUCUGUGACCCUGCAGCUUCCUUUUGAUAGAAAGGCUCUAUCUAAGGAAGCCUCCCAAGGGGCUCUGUGACCAGGAGCACUUGGCGGGAAGAAGUCAUCUCUCUGUGCAGCACUCCAGUGUCAUUCACUACCUGCCGUUAGUGCCUGCUCUGCACUGCCAACAGUGAGGACUACAAAAUCACAGUUCCUUGUCAGGUCAGAACUUUUCAUUAAGUGCAUCUGGACCUUCAAUGUUUAAAAGAGAAAAAAAAAAAAAAAACACCAUUUUCCUCUGUUGUGUUAGCCAUUAUAGGUUAGAGACAGACACAGAGAUCUCUGAAUACCUUUGAAAGCUGUGGGUGUCUCGCCUGGUCACAGGGUGGGAGUGUGCAGCCAUCGGGGAGUGUGUGCUCCUGCGUGCACCAUGUUUACAUUGGAGAGAGUGAUGGUGCGUGAGACAAUGGACCACUGAGUGUUCUCCAUUGUUUAGCUAUCAGGUACUCGGUUUCUUAAUUAGAGAAUUCAGCUCAGCACUCCUCCUGCAGGUAUCUCUUCCCAACCAGAAGGGAAGCCAUGAGUGAGGAGUGAGUAGAUCAUUUGACGUUGCCUUCUGUCCCACGUCAUAGUAAGGGUGUGUAAGGGAUGCCCUCCAUAGUGUUAGGCCCUGCUCUAACUCGAGAACGGUCACUUGGCGCACUUUAAUAAUCUGGCACAUUCCAGAUUGUAGUUUGGAUACUCUAUAGUAUCUGUCUUUUGAUCAGUUGAAUGAUCAGUGUUUAAAUAUCAAACAGUGCUUUCCUGAAAAUGUUGCUAUUGCAUUGCUGUUCCCUUCUUGCCUGCUAGCCAAAGGGAAGUGGGGCAGCAGCUGUUGGCAUACCUGUUUUCCUCACUCUGCUCUAGUCCUAACCCUAACUGUAAAUAACAGUUGAAGCAAGGUCUCCCUGAGGAGGACUGCACACUUAGCUUCAUCAGUAUUAAGAACGAUGGUACUUACUUGUCUUUUUUAAUUAAAAACAUUUUCUGAGUGUGGUACUUUGAACCUUAGGGUAUUUACAUAUGUUCCUGUUGAAAACUGUGACUUAUGGGUGUAAGUCUAACUAGCUGUGAUCGUCUAUUUCAUUGAGCUUAAGCUAUAUUUCAGAAUAUAUUUACCAGUUAUGUUAUUGCUGGGUAAUUAUUUUUACUUUGUUAUUAGGUAUUUUAAAGAUCAUUAACACAGAGAAUUGUCCCAUUAAAAAUCAUGACUGAAAAAUGUAUUUUUUUUUAAAAAAUGACUUUUAAGUCAGUACUGGCCUGUAUUGUGCUAGGUUGUGACUCAUCUGACAAACUUAUAGAUCUAAUUAACUAUACUACUACAGAUUUUUUUUAAAGAUUAGCCAUUUAAUAAAUUUAUCAUGAACUUCAUAUUAAAAUGCCUACUUAGAUUCUCUAAAAUGUCUACCAGAAAAGGACAAGAACCAGGGACAUUAAAGAGUUCAAGACUCUGGAGUGGUUUGAAAUCAUCUGUUGGCUGUUUUGUUUGGGGGAGUUUCUUCCUCACCCCACCCUCUAAAAAAAGGAUGAUUUCUUCUUGUUGUUUUGAGACAUAGUCUCUCUAUGUAGUCCUGACUGGCCUAGAACUCAUAGAAAUCCAUCUGCCUCCUGAGUGCUAGAGUUAAAUGUAUGCAUCACCACAUCCAACUCACCUAAUAUUUCUAAUAUCAAACUCCAAUUACAAAUAUUUUUAAUGAUCACAGGGUCAAAGGGGCCAAUGCUGUAUACAUGCAUAACUCUAAGAGCUCAGUGUUCUAGUUCUUUUAUUCACAUGACCCUUUAAGCAACCAGCUUGACUGGAAUUAAUUAACCAGCUGGGCACAGUGUAAAAAGAGAAAUAUAAAACUAAUUUUCUUUAGAUUAAGCCUUUCCCAAUCAGAAACUAUGUCCACAGGACCCUAAGACAAUCAGGGCCCUUCUAGGGACCUUCUCCUAUACUAUGCUCUUGAGUACUUUGAGUUCUAACUCCUUUUCCCACCUUCUACAAAGAGCAUUUAAAAAAAAAAACCAGACACACAUAUAUACACACAUACAUACAUAACCAUAGGGGUGUGUGUGUAAUCAGAAGAUGAUAGGGGAGACUUAGCAUAGAUACUCACUAGCUCUGACUCCAUCCAUCAAGAUUGUCCUGAUCUAUUGUGUGCUUUGUUUAGCUUUGUUUUAAAUCAUCUGAUAAGACACUGGGCAACAGCAAAGUUUUUUUUUUUACUCCCAGGAAUAUAAUGUAUCAAAUCAAACUAUCUUGUUUACCAAAGAACUAUGUUUUUAAUAUCACGGGUAAUGCUAAGCAUCAGAACUGGGCUCUUAUUUUACCAACGAAACAGUCAUGUGACUGAUGGCUGGGGUUGUUUGUGUUUCCAAGGCCUGAUUUCAUUCUUUUACUGGAAAAGUUCAUUCAAGCCAGAUUUUAAAAAGCAGAUUUCUUUUAAGUGAACGCACCUUCUAAAUUUUGUUAAAUACUGUUGAAUAGCCUAUAAAGAUGGAUUCAACAGAGCUUUCUAGUGGCCUCACCUAUGUGACAAAUGCAAAACUCAAAAUGACUGAUCUUAGUUGAUGUUAUCUACUUCCAUUUUUAAGUUGGGAAUUAAUAUGUUGCUGAUAAAUACUGGUUUUUACAGUGUGUAGUUUGAAAAUGUAAGUUAUCAGAACAUAAUAUACUGAAUCUGUGUAACCAUGUUGUAUUGUUGAGAACGUAUUUUUAUUUAAAUUUUAUUUUCUUAUGAAGAGUAUUAUAAAAAUGAAAAGCUUUUGUAACUGUCAUUUGAAAAUAACUCAAAUAAAGUACAAGAAGCCUA